AAAAAACAAGAAAACAACAACCACAAAAACUACAACAACAAAUUAGUUAACAAUGUCACCAUUUAUGGAAAGAACAUUACUUUUGGUUGCCUUCUUGGCAUGCCUGCAUGUUACAACGGCUCUUAUGUGCUAUGAUUGUAAUAGUGAAUAUGAUCGCCGUUGCGGUGAUCCAUUCGAUCCCUAUUCGAUAGGUGAGGUUAAUUGCAGCAAACAAGAACCCCGUGAACAUCUUAAGGAUAAGGUACCAGUUCUAUGCCGUAAAACUGUACAAAAGGUUUAUGGCAAAGUACGCAUUGUGCGCGGCUGCGGUUACAUACGCGAUAAUAACACAGAUGAUGGUACCUGUCUUAAGCGUUCCGGUACCCACGAUGUUCAGGCCAUCUAUUGUGCCUGCACCACAGAUUUGUGCAAUCAUGGCACAUCUACGCUGAGCAAUAACAACAACUAUUUGUUACAUCUAAUGCCCUAUACACUAGCUGCCCUAUUCAUAAUGUUUUCGUGUAAACGUAUCAAUAUUCAUUUGCAGCCAACUUCAUAAAUAUUAAUUUGCAAACACAGCAACAACAACAAAUUACUUAAUAAAUAAAAACA
This is a messenger RNA of Musca vetustissima, 591 nucleotides long. RefSeq lists its product as uncharacterized. The transcript has 3 exons. Bases 53 to 538 code for a protein of 161 amino acids. Gene Ontology annotation, biological process: regulation of synaptic transmission, cholinergic; positive regulation of voltage-gated potassium channel activity; sleep. NCBI's taxonomy places the organism in Eukaryota, Metazoa, Arthropoda, Insecta, Diptera, Muscidae. The record is from RefSeq and is a predicted model, not a curated record.